AUGGCCGAGGAACGUAACGUGAUAUUACUCAGUUCAGACAACGAGCAGUUUCAUGUGGAGUUCGAGGAGGCUUUGCAGAUGAAGUACGUUAAAAAUGUUAUCAAACUUCAAGGCGAUGACAAAAAAUUUAUAAAAGAUUCUGACAGUGACAGAGUUUUGACUGUCACAAAUGUUUCCAGCUCAAUUUUUAAAAAAGUCAUCGAAUACAUCAGAUAUCAUUUGGAAGCCAACAAAUCUAAUAAACCAAAGGAAGAAGUGAAAAAUUGGGAUACUCAGUUUGUAAAUGUUAAUGAACAAAUUCUUGUGAAUCUUCUUAUGGCUGCUGAUUUUCUGGACGUAAGCAAUCUUCUGGACUUGUUAUGUCAAACUGUAGCUGACAAGAUCAAAGAUUUAUCACCUGAGCAAAUUCGGGAGCGAUUUAACAUAAAAAAUGAUUUUACUCCAGAAGAGGAGGAUCAAAUCAGGCGUGAAAUUCAAUGGGCGUUUGAUUGA
Molecule: messenger RNA, 492 nt
Organism: Cryptomeria japonica (Japanese cedar)
Lineage: Eukaryota; Viridiplantae; Streptophyta; Pinopsida; Cupressales; Cupressaceae
Product: SKP1-like protein 1B
Exons: 2
Coding region: 1-492 (163 amino acids)
Biological process (GO): SCF-dependent proteasomal ubiquitin-dependent protein catabolic process
Cellular component (GO): cytoplasm; nucleus
Molecular function (GO): cullin family protein binding
Source: RefSeq, a predicted model, not a curated record